Molecule: messenger RNA, 1284 nt
Organism: Diversispora eburnea
Lineage: Eukaryota; Fungi; Glomeromycota; Glomeromycetes; Diversisporales; Diversisporaceae
Source: the annotation of a GenBank genome assembly
AUGUCAAGUGAAGAAUCUCUUGCAAUGAAUACAAACCCUGAACCAAAAAUACAGCAAAUAAUAGGACGAAGAAUAUCAGGCAAGAUAUGGAAAUAUAAAAAAACAGCUACGCGGCGUUCACAACUUUCCCCUACUUUACGAAAAAAUUGGGAUGAACGGAUAAAAGAACGAACUGAGAGGGAAACAAUGAAAAAGUUGGAAAAUGAAUUAAAAGAAGAACAAUCUUCUUCAAAUAAAGUAAUUCUGGGUAAAAGGUCUCAUACCGAGAGUAUUGAAAAGGAAGAAAACAAUAAUGGACAAAUGCAUUCUCGUAACAGAUAUCGAAAUAAUCCUCCCGAUUUUGCAGUUCUGGCAUUUAAAUAUUCUUCAUUUUAUCCUUAUGGGACUGGUGCUUCAUGUAUUUACCCAUUAUUGGCUUGUACCUUAAACAAAAAUUGGGUAAUGUUGGCUACUGAGAUUGAUGAAAAAUCUGUCGAAUAUGCAGAAAAUAAUGUAUUGCGAAAUAAUUUAGAAAAUAAAAUUUCGGUUGUCCUUAACAAAACGGAUAAGAAAAUUUUACUUUCCGAAGAAGUGAUGAUUAAUAAUAAUAUCAGAUUUGCAUUUUGCAUGUGUAAUCCUCCCUUUUAUGAAAGUCAAGAACAAUAUGAAAAAGGAGUUGAAAUUAAACAGACACCACCUUUAUCAGUAUGCAAUGGUACAUCUCGUGAAAAAUUUACACCAGGUGGGGAAUUUCAGUUUAUUAAAGAUAUUCUAGAUGAAAGUCUUGUCUUAAGAAAUAAGAUAAGAUGGUAUACUUCUAAGAUUGGCCGAUUAGAAACUGUUAAUAAAAUCGUCCGAGAAUUAAAAAGAACAGGGAUUGAUAAUUAUGUAGUCACUGAAUUUUGUCAAGGACAAACUCGAAGAUGGGGUAUUGGUUGGUCUUUUGGAAGUCAACGACCUCCUACGAACAUUAUAAAUCAAACAUCUAAAAAACUUCGUAAAAUUUCACAACCAAAAACUGAAUUCUGUUUCGGGAUACCUGCAGAUUCUCAUGACGUUAUAGGUUGUAUUUUAGUACAUUUAAAUGAAUUAGAUAUUGAUGGGAAUUUCAAUGAUGAAAAUGGAACGUUUUUCGGUAGUGCUAAAACCAAUACCUGGUCACAACCAUGGAAAAGCAAUGCCACAAAUACUAAAGUCACAUUUUCCUGGACUGAUGGUAAGGAUCGAAAUGUUUUUGAAUCAUUUUAUUCUCAUGUUAAAAAAUGGUUGGAACAAAAGUUUGCAGUGAAUGACCAAAAUGAAUGA